Molecule: messenger RNA, 1903 nt
Organism: Vollenhovia emeryi
Lineage: Eukaryota; Metazoa; Arthropoda; Insecta; Hymenoptera; Formicidae
Exons: 7
Coding region: 488-937 (149 amino acids)
Cellular component (GO): membrane
Source: RefSeq, a predicted model, not a curated record
GACAGUUCACCUCGGAAUCUUGAGCCGAAUGACUCGCGGAAAUAUCAAAAAUAUAAAAGCGCUCUUGUUCUUACAGAAUUUUUUCCUCUAUUCUUUGAGAUUUUGUGAAACAAGAACGGCAAGAGUCGUAACUGUCAUUUUCCAAGCGAUAGAAAAGUGACGAAAAAUUGAAUCCUAUGUUAAAAACUAAAAUAAAAAGAGAGAAAAAGAAAACGGCGUAAAUACUAUAUGACAAAUAACAAGGAGUAUUAAAUAAAAAAGUGUUGUUAUGACAGUAUGGAAAAGGAACAUGUCUGGAAAGAGGUAAAGUACAAAUACCUAACAUGAAUUACUAGAAUAUUAUCAAAAGGUACUAUAUCAAUCUCACUUGUAUGAUAUCAUCAGUGACGUUCUCCAUGCUCGCAAAAUGUAUCGCUUCAGUCAAUUGUUAGCUGCCGAUGUUAAACUACGUACUUUAUCAGAAUUCUGACAUUAAGACAAGGCAACAAUGCCGAAUAUUGUCCUCAACCUUGACUAUUUGAGAAGUUGGAACGCCACUUUUAAGAUCCUACAAUUGCUGUUGGGUACAAUAUGUGUUGGAAUCAUCGGUAACGAUUUUAAUCAGGAAAAGACAUACUCAUACUCCACAUUAACCUUUUAUCUUGUUGUUACAUGUGCUUUCUACAUUAACACAUGUCUUCUCUUUGUCAGUUAUUUGAUAUCUUCUUCUGCAUCAUCCGUUAUACCUAAAACAAUUUAUGAAUUUCUCUAUCAUACCAUAGCGUCCGUAUUAUUACUUUCGGCUUCAAUAGCAAUGAUGGUGCAUAUACAUAAAGGGUCUACCGCCUAUGCUAGCAGCUAUGAAGCGUUAUUAGUGGGUUCUAUUUUCAGUCUGCUAAACACCAUUUUGUACAUCUGCAGCGCGGUCGUUGGCUAUGGCUCUUAUGGAGAUGACUGAAAAGUUAAAUUACAUUUUUGUGAUUUGUUUGCACAGUAAAAUUAAAUUAUUUCUACACUUGUCUUCGCCAGACUUACAUAUUUAAACAAUUUUAUUUAAUUGAAUCGAUGUGAAAAUAUUGUAUAAAGAAUUUUGACUGCCAAACUAUGGUCGGUACUUAUAGUCCGAUCUUAUUUCUGAAGAUCAUCUCAAGUAAUGUCUUAAAAUGCUAAUAUGACGGCUCUUCGAUUGGUUUACAACAUAUUAAAAUUAUACGUAAGAUGAUCUUAAAUAUAAGAAAGGAACAUGAAUACCGGCUUACAUUUCUUACUUAGCAAGUACUGACAAAAUUUCGAAGAACCUUUUAAUAUGCUUUACUCUUCAUGAAUCAUUAAUAGCAUUCACAAACAUUCGCUAUGCUUACCACUAGUAUUUUUACAACAUACAUAUUUUAUGUAGACACAUUUAUUUCAUAUAUACAAUAAUAUUUUCAGUAUUAAAUAAAUGAUCGAACAAGCUAUAAAUUGUACGAUACAAUUUGUAUUUAGAUUUCACACAAAAAUGCCAAAAAAGUGCAUCGUCCGAUUGUCUAAUAUAGUCUAAUAGAUAGAUUACAGAUUAUAUUUAUAAGAGUUUAUUAUAAUUUUUCUGUUUUUUCAUUCUUAUUUAACUAGCAUAAUAAUUUGAGUUUUCGAAGUUCAAUUAAUGACUUCAUUCGUAUAUCACUUAAUUCUGUUUUUAAAGACAAGUUAUACUAACUUAAUUGUCAAACAUUUUUGUAACAGUUAGAUUAUAAGUACAAUAGUAUUAUUUAGAAAGCUUGAGAGCAUUUAUGUUUCUUCAUUUUGUAUAUGUACAAUUAUAUGAAAAUUACAAUAAAAUACAUAAUUUCAUAUUGUUAGCCUUUGUAUACGUAUAGCACGUGUUCAUUGCUGUAACGAUUCAACAUGUAGAUUCAGUUGACAGUAAAAUUUUAUUAAAGCGUAA